Colletotrichum truncatum is the source of this 513-nucleotide messenger RNA. Its product is annotated as cvnh domain-containing protein. NCBI's taxonomy places the organism in Eukaryota, Fungi, Ascomycota, Sordariomycetes, Glomerellales, Glomerellaceae. The record is from RefSeq and is a predicted model, not a curated record.
AUGAUUGGCAUUUCCUCCACCACCGCUCUCAAGGGCCUUUUCCUUGCUCUUGGUGUCACCAAGGUUGCCCAGGCCGGCUUUCUCGACGAGGGAUGUGGCUACCUCAACGACGGCAAUCAGUUCACCUUGCGUGGUGAUGGCACCGUCACGACCUACUGCGACGACAAGAUCUGCGGUGCAUCCUCCUUCUCCGCCAUCAACCUCAAUGACUGCAUUGCCAAUGUUCUUGGCGAUCUCAAAAUCAAGCCUGAGCACCAUACCGGGUCGGAGACUUGCAAGGAUUGUAUUGUCGAUGGCUAUGACAUCAAGUGCCAGUGCAAGACGCUUGCCGACACCUACAAAGAGACCUCGAUCAACGUCAACGAGGUCCUCACCAACUGGAACGGCUACCUCAGCUGUCUUGGCGGCAUCUCGGACUGCUACACAGUCAAGUGGAUGUGCAAGCCCACGGACUGGUGGCCUGAGGGCAACCCUCCCCAGGUUUUCACCACCGACUGUGAUAUCUGGUCUUAG